Messenger RNA from Aplosporella prunicola CBS 121167, 643 nucleotides. RefSeq lists its product as uncharacterized. Lineage: Eukaryota; Fungi; Ascomycota; Dothideomycetes; Botryosphaeriales; Aplosporellaceae. The coding region runs from base 91 to 465 and encodes 124 amino acids. The transcript has a single exon. The record is from RefSeq and is a predicted model, not a curated record.
ACCACGGCCCAUGUGUAGUUAGUCCAUGCGCAGUGCGGACAGUGCGGGCAAUACCCCCACCCCUCCACCAUCGUCUGAUCAGCGCCCACGAUGCGCUGCGCUGCGCGACUGCUCGCCCCAUCGUAUCGCAUCGUGUCGCAUCGUACGUACAUACAUACACCGCAAACACGCACCCACCACACCAAUUCACACCUACGCGCACGCACGCACGCAUACGCAUACCCGCAUGCAUACAUAUAUAGGUACAUACAUACAUGCACACCUACAUGCAUACAAACAUGCCGCGCUGCCCUGCCCGGUCCCAGGUCGCCAUCGCCAUCGCCAUCGCCCGUCCCUGCGCCUGCUGCCUGCCUGCUAGGUUGGUUGGUUGGUGCCCCUGAUGAUCGCGACGCACCGCUGCUGCUAAUGAUGAUGAUGACGCUGCCGCUGAUGCUGAUGCUAUUGUUAGCUUGCCCGCGUCCUUAGUGCGUCCCUAGUGAGUGAGUGAGUUAGGUAAUUAGUGAGCAGUGCGUGCCUGGCGCGCGCGAGAGAGAGAGAGAGCGCGCGAGCGCGCGCCGUGACGUCGUCGCACGCCCGCCAGGCCUGGACGCGGUUGCGCUGGCGGCUGCGUGUGUGGCUUGGCCUACCUAGGUAGUUAGUGACC